CUCAAUUCAAAUAAUUACUUCUUUAAAUGUGUUAAAGGCGCCGCAAUGGAAUUAGCUAGUAAAGGUGUCCGUGUGAACAGUUGUAAUCCGGGAUUUGUUGAUACCGACUUUUAUACAAUUGCAAGGGGCAUUGGAACAGACACCGAAGAAUACAAUGAAAUUGUCGAGCAGAACAAACGUAAACAUCCGCUACAACGAAUCGGAUAUCCUGACGAUUGUGUGAGCGCUAUCUCAUUCUUGGCUAAUGAAGAAGGUGCUAAAUUCAUUACCGGAGUUCUUUUGCGUGUCGAUGGGGGAAUUUCUACAAAGGGAGCAUUUUAGAAGAAUACAAUGAAUUUUCUACAUUCAACCGAAAUUUAGUACAAUGGAUGUCAACCUACGUGUCAACGCUUACAAUAGCCUACCCAAUAAAAUUAUCCGUACAAACAACAAAUGGUUGAAGAGCUCUCAACGGAAUUAUACCAAUCUGUUAAAUUUCAUUGAAAAUUCAAUAAAAUAUGGUUGACA
This is a messenger RNA of Sitodiplosis mosellana (orange wheat blossom midge), 507 nucleotides long. Its product is annotated as 3-oxoacyl-[acyl-carrier-protein] reductase FabG-like. The coding region runs from base 46 to 321 and encodes 91 amino acids. The transcript has 4 exons. Lineage: Eukaryota; Metazoa; Arthropoda; Insecta; Diptera; Cecidomyiidae. The record is from RefSeq and is a predicted model, not a curated record.